AUGCCUCGCCUUUACCACCGUGCGCAGCUCGGCCUGCCUAUCAAGAGGGCAAUUUGCGCCCACCUCGUUGCUAAUCCGCAGCUGCGUCACGUCGACCUUUCUCGGUGGUGCUUCACUCGCUUUGGACUUCGCCCCGACCGCAGCACGAUCGGUCGCGUGCUCAAGGGGGCUGACCGUUGGGUGCGCCCUGCAGGUGCCCCCGACGUCAUCCGUGUGCGCGGCGGUGCAUACCCUGAGCUUGAGCGCGCAAUGGCCCGCUGGAUCGCCAAUGCGGGCCCGGCAGGUAUCCCCCUGACUCUCGCCACGAUCCGCGAACAUGUCGCGGAAACGGCGAGGAAUCAGGGGAUUCCUCCCACCUUUCGCGCCUCCAUCGGAUGGGUUCGGCGCGCCUUGCGCCGUCAGGGUGUGCGCUGUAUGAGCGCCGUCGGUGAGGCGGCCGACCAGGACAUGACUGCCGUCCGGACGACCAAGGAAAAACUGCCGCAGCUGCUCAUGCAUCUCGCCGUCACCCCGAGCAACACAUUCAACUUCGAUGAGACGGCGCUAUACAUUUCGAUCCUGCCGCGUAAGACAUACGGCAGCAUCCGCACGGCGGGUCGGAAGAUAGCCAAGCAGCGCUUGACCGUGGGCUUCCUCGUCAACGCUGACGGCUCACGUGUGUUCAGGCCGUAUGUGAUCUCGAAGUCGAGGCGGCCCCACGACUUUCGCCCCGACUACAACCCGGAGGAGCUCUGCUACUGGCGGCACAACGCCAAGGGUUGGAUGACAAGCUCGUUGUUCACGCACUACAUCGAGCAGCUUGAUGCUGCUAUGUACGCCGAGGGGAGGAAGAUUGUUGUGCUGCUCGAUAACGCCAGCAGCCACACGCUUAAAACCGAAGGCGCCACGACGGAAGACUACAUGUUCGGAUUCCGCACGUGCGCGCUCGGGAACGUGCGCCUCGUGUACCUGCCGCCGAAUACGACAUGCUUCACCCAGCCCCUUGACCAGGGGCUCAUUUCAAUGGCGAAGGCGCGGUACCGCCAGCACUGGCUUCGCGCCUUCACCCGCACGUGGUCCGCUGACGGCGCAACCUCCGCAUCAGCGCGUUACCGGCCGAAUAUGCGGGACGUUCUGGCUUGGCUCAGUGAUGCGUGGAUGAACAUCCCGCUCCGCGCCAUCCAGCGUUGCUGGUGGCGCACGGGAUGCCUUCCGCGGGUUUGGGCCAUGUCUCUCCCGCACGUGCAGAUUGGCAACGGCAACAACGGCGGCACAGGUGGCAACAGCCCCAACGGCGGUACAGGUGGCAACGGCAAUAACGGCGGCACCGGCGGCGCCGCCGGGAAUGCGGCCGACAUCGGCCUCGACGCGGAAGUGAAUGGUGUCCGCCAGCUCAUUGUCGGACUCGGCCUCGGGUCGAGCGCCAUGGAAGCUGGCGAUUUCGUCGGCAUCGACGACAACCAGCCCACCUGCGCCGAGCCAGGUGUGGAUCCGCUUGCGCGGGAGCCUGUAACUGGUGCAACUGCCGAGAUGUGGGAGGCGCCUGCUAACAUGCAGGCUGUAUACGACGACAGCAACCCCGCGUGCCGUGAGGCUCGGCGGACGGCGCGCGCGGCGUGUGAGAUGCUGAUCGAUUACGCACGUGCGACCUGCAUCACCCCGCGCGACCUGUGCGCGUUGUUCGACAUCCGCAACCCGAUAAUCGUUGCGCGGAUGGAGCGCGCAAGUCCGCCAAUCGAUCUCAACUCAGCCCCGCCCACUGCUCUCACUCAUGCGGACACCCCGCAGCCUGAGACUCCACGUCGCCGUGGUCGGGUGCUGCCGGCGUGGAUGACUGUGCCAACCCCUGACUGGGUGGCGCAAUCGGCCCGCCGCCAGGAACUUAUCGACGCCGGUGCACCCGCCGUCAUGAGCGGCUACAUAGCCGCAGCCGAGUGGAUGAGGCUGUGA
Messenger RNA from Closterium sp. Yama58-4, 1929 nucleotides. The record is from the annotation of a GenBank genome assembly. Lineage: Eukaryota; Viridiplantae; Streptophyta; Zygnematophyceae; Desmidiales; Closteriaceae.